GGCGCCGCAGCGGGAGCGGGGUCGGUAGUGGCGGGCCGCCGAGCUCGUCGGCCCCGCGCGCCCCGACCCCGCGCUGCUGCCGGCCGGGGAGCCGUGGCCGCCGCCGGCGAUGGGAGCCAUGGCGCUCGGCCGGCGGAGGCGGCGGCUGCGGCGGUGCCGGGCGCUGCUGCUGGGCGCGUUGCUCUCGCUCUCGGGCACCUGCCUCUGCUACAGCCUGCUGCUCCUCUGCUGCGGCCCCGCCAGCCGCCCCCCGCCGCCGCCCGCUGCCCGCCCGCCCUGCCCGCCGCCCGCAAGAAACUUCUGCAGAAGUGGCGCGCCUGCCCCGCCGCCGCCGCGCCGCCCGCCCCCUCGGCCCGGCCCGCGGGCGACGGGGGCGGCGGGGGCAGCCGGGCCAAGGCGGCCGUGGCCAAGCGGCUCCCGCACGCGCUGAUCGUGGGCGUCAAGAAGGGCGGCACCCGCGCCGUGCUGGAGUUCAUCCGCGGCCACCCGGGCGUGCGCGCCCUCGGCACCGAGCCCCACUUCUUCGACCGGCACUACGAGCGGGGCCUGGAGUGGUACAGGCACCUGAUGCCCCGCACCCUGGACAGCCAGAUCACCAUGGAGAAGACCCCCAGCUACUACAUCACCCGGGAAGCUCCCCAGCGGAUCUUCAACAUGUCACGGAACACAAAGCUGAUUGUGGUGGUGAGGAAUCCGGUCACCAGAGCCAUCUCGGACUACACCCAGACCCUCUCCAAAAGGCCGGACAUCCCCACCUUCGAGGGGCUCUCCUUCCGCAACCGCAGCCUCGGCCUGGUGGACACUUCCUGGAGUGCCAUCCGCAUUGGCCUCUACGCGCUGCACCUGGAAAGCUGGCUCCAGUACUUCCCGCUCUCCCAGAUCCACUUCGUCAGCGGGGAGAGGCUCAUCACGGACCCCGCGGAGGAGAUGGCCAAAGUGCAGGACUUCCUGGGCCUGAAACGGCUCAUCACCGAGAAACACUUCUUCUUCAACAAGACCAAGGGCUUCCCUUGCUUGAAGAAGGCCGGGGGAGGCACACUGCCCCGCUGCCUGGGGAAAUCCAAAGGCAGACCUCACGUCCAGAUUGACCCAGAUGUUCUGGAGCAGCUGCAGGACUUCUACCGCCCCUACAACAUCCGCUUCUACGAGGCCGUGGGGCGAGACUUCCGGUGGGAAUGAGAGUGGGGGGCAGGCUGGGGGAGCCGUUUCAGCUCUACCUUCGUUCUGGCCAUGGGGAACCAGCCCAGCAGGCCAAAGUCCAGCCCUCGAGCCGGGGCCAUUGCAGCACACGGCCAUCCUGCCGGGGUUGGUGAGGCCUUCAGGAACUUUUCAAUGGUGCAAGCAGGGUAUGUGAGGCCCAAGGAUGGAUUUUAUUUUUCAUAAUGGUAUAGAAACAGAGUUUAUAAAGAUCCCUACGUAAGCGCUAAGGGCACCUGCUCCCUCACUCUGCGGUCCUUCCGUGAAACCUCAGAGAUGCCCCCUUGUAUGAGGUCCCCCCCUCACCCCCCAGCUGUUUUCCCCCCCAUGAAUAAAGCACAGAUUUCUGCUAUUACGGGUACUUGAGGCCCAGCCCUUGGCUUGUCCCGGAGUCUCUCUUGGUGGCCUCUUGUCUCCUCUUCCUUCCUGUGAAAUAAGUCCCAGCCAACCCAAAGGAAGCCUGGCAGAGCCCCAGCAGGUCCCUUUGCUGGGAG
This is a messenger RNA of Pantherophis guttatus, 1691 nucleotides long. Lineage: Eukaryota; Metazoa; Chordata; Lepidosauria; Squamata; Colubridae. The record is from RefSeq and is a predicted model, not a curated record.